AGACAAACCAACGUCCCCUGCAUUAUUAAUCAUUGCUCCGUCUAUAAAGUAUGUGAGGCUGCGUUUCACGCCGUAGGUCCGAAGAGGAUCGACCGGGAUCUUCUUCGAAGUACCUCGCUGCGUUCGACCUGAGUCCGGGAUCUAGAUCGACUGCUAUACUUGGAUUGUCACGAUCGCAUUCUUUGGUUUUCACCAAGCUCAAUCUGAGAAGAUUUUGAUCAACCAGCCGCUGAACAUACGGCUGGAUCGACCAUGGCGUCGACAGAUGCAGACUACAUUAUCGCAGGAGGAGGGCUGACCGGGUGCGUGGUCGCAUCACGUCUCAAGAAACACAACCCAGCUCUCAAAGUCCUCAUCCUUGAGGCAGGAAUUGACCCCUCAUGCAACCCGAACACCGAAUCAUUCCCGGGACUUUUCUCCCUCCUUGGCUCGGAACUGGACUGGACGUAUCCAACCACACCUCAAGAAAACACCGACGGCCGAUCUCACUCGGUCCAUGCCGGAAAGGCCCUGGGAGGAGGCAGCGUGAUCAACUUCGGUGGCUGGACCCGUGGAGAUGCGGCCGACUACGAUCAAUGGGCUAGAAUGGUGGGAGAUCAGCGGUGGAGCUACGAAGGACUGCUGCCGUUCUUUCGCCGGUCCGAGACGUUUUUCGACGCGAAGGCAGAUCCCAAACAGCAUGGGUUUGAUGGGCCGAUCAGCAUAACUGCGGUGUCUGCGAGUGACGAGAAGAGGAAGUAUCCGCUUCGAGAGCCGAUCAAGGAUGCAUUUGCGGAAAUCGGGGUGCCGUUCAAUCCGGAUGGCUGCUCUGGUAACUUGGCAGGGAUCUCUGAGUUCUUGGAGACCUGGAAGGAUGGAAAGCGCCAAGCGGCUCAUCAAGCGUACAGUCUCGAAGGUGUGGAGGUCAUCACUGAGGCCGUCGUUCAUCGGGUGGAGUUUGCGGAAAGCGAUCCCAGUGGAAAGAAGAUCGCUUCGGCGGUUCUUCUCGCGGAUGGGCGCCGAUUUACAGCGCGCAAAGAGGUUAUCCUGGCCACCGGUACGCUGCGUACUCCCCAGAUCUUGAUGCUCUCAGGAGUUGGACCCGCCGAAACGCUGUCUAAACAUGGCAUUCCGACUGUAAUCGAUGUGCCCGAAGUUGGCAAGGGCCUGACAGACCAUUUUUCGCUAUUUCAGCUUUUCAAACUACGGAACCCGGAGCGUGGUCUUGCGCUAGGAAGUCCGCUUCUAUCAGACCCAGCGUUUAUGAAAGGCUUCCCCGCAGACUGGACUAUUAAUCAGGAUGUUCCAGCGCGUAUCCUCGAGGAAGCGGUGCGCAAGGACGAUGCCAAAUUUAGUUCGACAACCGACGCCUCUCUUCUGGCCCCUGGUCGGCCUCUGGUCGAGACAUUGAUUGUUUAUGCCCCUGCCGGCGUCCCCGACGUGCCCAUGGAUGGCAGCUUCAUUGUGAGCUCCGUGAUGUUGCUGGGGUCAACGUCCCGAGGAACCGUUAGCGUCAGCUCGUCAUCCCCCACGGACAAUCCUGUGGUGAAUUCCAAUUACUUUGACACGGAGGCCGAUCGUGUUACUCUUGUUCACGGGGUUCGCCGCACUUUACAAGCGUUGCUGGGUACAACCGCACUGAAAGAUUACAUCGAGGCCGAGGUACCCCCGCCCGGAAUGCCUGCUCUAUCACCGCGAUCCUCCGAUGCCGAGUUAGAGGCCCGUAUCAGGGCCGCUGGCGUUGCUCACUAUCAUCCUUCGGGCACAACUGCCAUGGGCAAGGUUGUGGAUCCAGACCUCCGUGUUUACGGCGUCGGAGAUCUUCGGAUUGUCGAUGCCAGCAUCUUUCCGGUGAGCAUCGGCGGUCACCCGCAGGCGACCCUGUACGCAGUUGCAGAACAAGCGGCAGAGAUCAUCCUUCAAGACCGGCUGUAGACUAACUCAGAAACUGAAGAGAAAUACAGUAUGGCAGCCUAUUUGUCGUGUAAUUUAAUUAAUAAAUCAUGUCUUAGAUUGAAACAUCUGCUUCCAGCGUCCUGGCUCUCCAUACCUACCUCAGUAUUACCAGAAUUUACCGGUCUGCUGCAUGGAUAUGGGUCAUUCCAGCUUAUUUGACUCGACACAGUCUCGUGCAUAUCUCCGAGAAAGAGAAUAGCAUACAAGGUCCAUUUAUAAAUGAACGCUAAUGCAC
Aspergillus steynii IBT 23096 is the source of this 2170-nucleotide messenger RNA. RefSeq names its product GMC family oxidoreductase. The transcript has a single exon. Gene Ontology annotation, molecular function: flavin adenine dinucleotide binding; oxidoreductase activity, acting on CH-OH group of donors. Bases 253 to 1914 code for a protein of 553 amino acids. NCBI's taxonomy places the organism in Eukaryota, Fungi, Ascomycota, Eurotiomycetes, Eurotiales, Aspergillaceae. The record is from RefSeq and is a predicted model, not a curated record.